UCGAAAAGUUUCCCGCCGAAACUGACGAUUUCGGCGGCGUGAUACGGCGUGACACUUUUGUUGAUUUACUUUCGUUCGCUUAUUAUAUUAUAACCCUCUUUAAAUAAGUGUUUUGAAUAAGUGGCUGGUGCUGGUAUUGCCGGUAAAUAAGUAGCUCACGCAAAAUGGAGGGUUUCGACGAUCCAGGAGUAUUCUUUUCUGACAAUUUCGCGGUGGAGAACGAAGUUCACGAGAACCGCGUGAAUCUUCAACACUCGAAAAAGAAAUUCAAAGAGUUCAUCCGACAGUUUCACGAGGGUAACUUCAACUACAAAUAUCGGGACACCUUAAAGCGCAAUUACAAUCUCCGUCAAUACUGGAUGGAGAUCAAUCUCGAGGAUUUAGCAGCUUUCGACGAGUCCCUCGCGGAGAAAAUCCAAAAGCUUCCAACAGAGUACUUAUCCGUUUUAGAGGAAGCUGCAAAGGAUGUUGCUGACGAGCUAACAGCACCUCGACCUGAAGGCGAGGAAAAGAUGGAAGACAUUCAGGUCUUGUUAUGUUCAGAUGCUCAUCCGAGCUCCCUGAGGGGAAUGAAGCCAGAUAUUGUUUCAAAGCUCAUAAAAAUUCCUGGUAUAAUUGUUUCUGCAUCUGGCAUUAGAUCAAAAGCGACAAAGAUAGCAAUACAGUGCCGUUCUUGCAAGGUCACUCAAGUCAAUAUUCCUAUCAAGCCUGGUCUAGAAGGAUAUACGCUACCCAGAAAAUGCUCCACGGAACAAGCUGGUGUAGGACCAAAGUGUCCCCUGGAUCCUUUCUUUAUAAUGCCGGAUAAAUGCCACUGUGUAGACUUUCAAGUGUUAAAGCUUCAGGAGUUGCCGGAUCAUAUACCGCAGGGUGAAAUGCCCAGACAUUUGCAGUUAUAUUGCGAUCGGUAUUUAUGUGACAGAAUUGUACCUGGUAAUAGAGUUCUGAUUCUGGGAAUAUAUUCCAUUAAGAAAGUAUCUAAGACAGGUGGCAAAGGUACAGGCAAGGAAAAGACAUUAGUAGGCGUUCGAGCUCCAUAUAUUCGCGUUCUUGGUAUCUCUGUAGAUGGAGAAAAUACCAACAUAGGAACUCAGCCGCCCGUUACGUCUGAAGAGGAAGAUCUUUUUACCCGUUUAGCAGCAGAUCCUAAUCUGUACGAGAGAAUCGCGAAGAGUAUAGCUCCUAGUAUUUUUGGUGCAAUAGAUAUCAAAAAAGCUAUCGCGUGUUUACUGUUUGGUGGUUCGAGAAAAUUAAUGCCAGAUGGCUUGUGUAGGAGAGGUGAUAUUAAUAUUUUAAUGCUAGGUGAUCCGGGUACCGCUAAGUCGCAGUUGUUGAAAUUUGUAGAAAGAGUUGCUCCUAUAGCUGUUUAUACGUCGGGAAAAGGUAGUUCCGCAGCUGGUUUGACAGCGUCUGUAUCGAGAGAUCCAGCAACUAGAAAUUUCGUCAUGGAAGGUGGCGCGAUGGUUCUCGCGGAUGGUGGAGUUGUUUGCAUAGAUGAGUUCGACAAAAUGAAGGAGGAUGAUAGAGUGGCGAUACACGAAGCUAUGGAACAACAAACGAUCUCUAUAGCAAAAGCAGGAAUAACGACAACUCUGAAUACACGAUGUUCUGUGUUAGCAGCAGCGAAUUCAGUCUUCGGCCGCUGGGAUGAUAUAAAAGGAGAAGAGAAUAUAGAUUUUAUGCCGACAAUAUUGUCACGUUUCGAUAUGAUAUUUAUUGUUAAAGAUGAGCAUGAACACAACAGGGAUAUAACAUUAGCUAAACACGUUAUGAACAUUCACUGUAAUGCUGGCCAGAUCACAGAACAAUCGGUAGAGGGAGAAAUUCCUGUACACAUUCUCAAAAAGUAUAUAAACUAUUGCAGAACACGUUGUGGCCCAAGACUCAGUUCAGAGGCAGGGGACAAAUUAAAAAAUCGUUACGUUAUGAUGCGAGCUGGUACAAGAGAACAUGAGAAAGAUGCUGAAAAAAGAUUAUCGAUACCUAUAACAGUCCGGCAGCUUGAAGCUAUUAUACGAAUUUCCGAAGCCUUGGCCAAAAUGCAGUUACAACCCUUUGCUACUGAACUCCAUAUUAAUGAAGCUUUAAGGCUCUUUCAUGUAUCUACAUUGGAAGCUGCAAUGUCUGGUUCAUUAGCAGGAGCAGAAGGAUUUACCUCGGAAGAGGAUCAUGAAAUAUUGACCCGCAUUGAAAAACAAUUGAAGAGUAGAUUUCCUAUUGGACAUCAAGUAUCUGAACAAAAUAUUGUGAAAGAUUUUCUUAAGCAGUCAUUUCCAGAACGCGCUAUUUACAAAGUUAUACAUACGAUGAUACGCCGCGGUGAACUUCAGCAUCGUUUGCAACGUAAAAUGUUAUACAGACUGCAUUGAAAAAUAACAGAAACUUCUG
Trachymyrmex septentrionalis is the source of this 2388-nucleotide messenger RNA. It is a transcript of the gene Mcm5, whose product is annotated as DNA replication licensing factor Mcm5. The coding region runs from base 165 to 2369 and encodes 734 amino acids. NCBI's taxonomy places the organism in Eukaryota, Metazoa, Arthropoda, Insecta, Hymenoptera, Formicidae. Gene Ontology annotation, cellular component: nucleus; MCM complex. Gene Ontology annotation, molecular function: single-stranded DNA helicase activity; 3'-5' DNA helicase activity; ATP binding. Gene Ontology annotation, biological process: DNA replication; double-strand break repair via break-induced replication; DNA replication initiation. The record is from RefSeq and is a predicted model, not a curated record. The transcript is spliced from 8 exons.